CCUCCCGCGCCCGCACGCGUGCCUAUGGCCAGAGGCACCGGCACCUGCAGGAAAGAUAUUGCUGAUCCUGUAACAUGGAGGAUUGCCUUCAUACCUCAUCUGAGAAUCUAUCCAAAUUGGUCAGCUGGGCCCACAGCCAUGGAACCAUUUGCAGCCUCAUCCCAAACCUGAAACAUUUGCUCUCAGAAGGUUCCCAUGGGAACCUGACAGCGAUGUGGGGCUGUAGCGCCGGCCAUGCUUACCACUGGCCACUGACCGCUACCUGCAGAGCUGGCUCCCAAGAAAGGGUCUGCUUCCAGGAUAAUAGAAGUUUUAACUCCGACAGUCCAAGUAUCAUUGGCGUACCCUCAGAGACACAAACUAGCCCUGUGGACCGGUACCCUGGUAGAGCAGUGAAAGCAAAAUUGGACUGCAAUCGGACCAGAGACUCCUGCGACUUCUCUUAUUGCAGUGAGCCCUCUGAACUGGACGAAGCUGUUGAAGAGUAUGAAGAUGAAAACACCCUGUUCGACAUGGUUUGUGAGUCUUCCGUUACAGAUGAAGAUAGUGAUUUUGAACCCCAAACCCAGAGGCCUCAAAGCAUUUCUCGCAAAAGACCCGGAAUAAUUCCAUCAACUCUUCAUUCCAGCUCCCAGACUCAGCUGGUUGACGACUGUGGCAAUGAUGUCAUCAUUAAGAAAAUAAAACAGGAGAUUCCUGAAGAUUAUUACAUCGUGGCCAAUGCAGAGCUGACGGGAGGAGUUGACGGACCUGCCCUGUCAUUGACACAAAUGGCCAAACCCAAGCCCCAGUCUCAUGCUGGUCCCUCCUGUGUGGGGUCUGCUAAAUUGAUUCCCCACGUCGCCUCGGCCAUCAGCACAGAGCUUGACCCACAUUGCAUGUCUGCAUCCCCCUCUGUGAUGUCCAGACCAAUCGUCCAAAAGACUGCCAGGGUUUCUCUGGCUUCCCCAAAUAGAGGAGCUUCAGCUGGCCAUGGCACCAGCCAACAGGCAUCCAUGCAGGUGCCAGUGAGCACAUCCCAUCCUAACAAGCAGAUAAGCAUCCCUCUGUCUGCCCUGCAGCUGCCUGGACAGGACGAGCAAGUCGCUUCUGAAGAGUUCCUGCCCCAUCUUCCUAGUCAGGUCUCCUCCUGCGAAGUUGCCCUUUCCCCCUCUGUGAACACAGAGCCAGAAGUGAGCUCCAGCCAACAGCAGCCCUCAGUCGCUCCAACCAUCACAACUGAGGCCACAGCACAGUGCAUACCAGACCAGGAUGAAAGAGCAGCUGAGCUCAGCAGGGAGCAGAAUGAGAAAACCAUCCGGAGCACACAGACUGCUCUCCGCAAUUUCCGAGAGUUCCUCAUCUCCAAGUACCCCUCGGAAACGAGAGAGAUCUAUGUCAUCCCCUGCAAGGAGCUGGAUGCCUACCUGGCCUCUUUCUUUGUGGAUGCCAGGCAGAAGGAUGGGUCCGAAUAUGAACCCAACAGCUUGGCCAAUUACCAGUGUGGACUGGAGCGAUACCUCAAAGAGCACAGGUAUGGCUACAGCAUCACCCGGGACAAGGAGUUCAAGCGCUCCCAAGAGGCCCUCAAACAGAAGCAGAUCGAGCUCCGCUGCAAAGGGAAAGGGAACAAACCGCACAAGUCCAUGAAGCUCACGUUCGCUGAUGAACUCAUUCUGCGGAAACGGGGCCUGCUCAGCCGCUAUAACCCCGAGGGACUGCUCAACCUGGUGUGGCUCAACAACACGAAAGCCUUCGGGCACUGCACCGGCUUCCACGGGUCGACCUUGAAGUGGGGGGACAUCCGCCUGCGGGUGGCAGAAACGGGGCUAGAAUACCUGGAGUGGAUGGGGCAAGACACCGGCGACCUAAAUGCCAAAACCAAGCGUGGCGGCACAGAUUCCCGUGUGUAUGCCACCCAGCACGCCCCGCAGACCUGCCCCGUCCAGGACUACAAGGAGUACGCCCAGCGGCGGCCCCCUGCCAUGCGCUACGAGGAUGCCCCCUUCUACCUGUCCAUUAAGCCCGUUGUGAACCUGGCGGCGCUGCACUGGUACAACUGCCAGGCUCUGGGCAAGAACAAGCUGGCCAAGAUGGUGAAGACCAUGUGCGAGAAGGGCAAUAUCCCUGGCAGGAAAACCAACUUCAGCGUCUACCAGAGCUGCAGCACCUUGUCGGAGGCGCAGAGCAACCAGCUGGUGCUUAUCUGUAACAACCUGAGCCAGCAGGCCGCCCAGUCUGUGGCUGGUCACUCCAACAGCGGCAAUUUCAUCGUCUCUGCCUCCUAUGACUCUUCCUCCGACACUGCCUGA
Molecule: messenger RNA, 2291 nt
Organism: Suncus etruscus (white-toothed pygmy shrew)
Lineage: Eukaryota; Metazoa; Chordata; Mammalia; Eulipotyphla; Soricidae
Product: KIAA1958 ortholog
Exons: 3
Coding region: 75-2291 (738 amino acids)
Source: RefSeq, a predicted model, not a curated record